UCUUGCGUAAAAAAAGAGAAAAAUAGGAAAUCCGAAUGUAGCGUUAUGAAGAACAGGAAAACUAGCUACAUGGAAGGUUCACAAAUUUAAAUAGCGCAAAGGGAAUACGAAAUGAUAAUCAACAUAAUUAAACCUACUUAAGUGUUUUCCAGUAUUUAGUCAUCUUAGGAAUACCGAAAACCAUGUAAUAGAAAAAAAACUACUUGAUAUCAUGAACCUCACCAUUUUUGUAAGCAUAAUGUAAAGAAGCUUGAUGCUCUAAACGCGUUAUCUUUUAUUUCGAUCAUUGAUAUUUGUGACCAAGGCAUUAAAGAACCAGAAAACUUAAAGUGAAUCAGUUUAAAAUAUGAACCGUGACCACAGCAGCGUUUUUUCGCCUUGAUUAACGUGACGCUUAUCAAACCAGUAAACACCUCCACCUCAAGAUGACUUCACCUUUCGAGGCUUCCUUUCCGAGCUCACCCAAGAGGAAGAACUCCGUGGAAUCAGUAUGGAGCAGGUUCUCCUCGCCUUACGACCCUCCGGACUCCGCUGAUCGCUACAGGACACUUUCCCCAGAGCCGCGAUUACUGUGGUAUAAAAGGAUAGCCAGGUCCUUCCCUCCCUCAUCCCCGAAAAUGACCCGCUCCACCAGCCUCCCCCGACGAGCUGUCCACUCCCCGAGACCCAAAAGAUUGAAUUUCCAGUUCCUCACACCUCCUCAUUGGACCAGCACAGCCAAACGCACCACUGAUGACCAAAAUAUUCCAGGCACUCCUAGAAAGAAUAGAGACGUGGAGGAGAUGAUGAGAAUAGAGCGUCGCAUUUCACGCUCAGCUGAGAUUCUAGACGAUGACUGUGAGUUCGAUGGUUCAAGUAAGGAAGGUAAAAGAGGGCUCUGGCAAAUGUGUAAGUCUUCUGAGGAGCUUGAGGCGCACGAGGCACAUUGCUUGGUUGGCUUUGAGCGGCUGAGACUCUGCAGUGCCUCUAGAUCAGAUGACUCGAUCAAUGUGAAAAUGUACCCAACAAGAGCCGCUAGGAUAUGCACUUGCUGUCAGGCAGAAGACAUUGAAGGAGAGAGCAAUAUGGAAAGCACUGACACUCUGCAUGACGACCAGUACUGUAGCAACGAUGAGGAGGAUGACGACACAGAAGUGGAGGAGGAGGAAAGAGAGGAGGACUUGGAUCACGGCAAAGAGGCAGCGGUGAUUGUGGUGGCAGGGAAUAGCGACCACCCUCCCGUCACAGUCAGGCCAGGAGUUUCCCUUGACAAGUUUCGCAGUUCUCGCUCGCAGCCUGGAAAGUUUGUUACUGCCUUACCCGAGUCCCGCGCCGCCCACAAGAGAAAUAGAUCCGCAAGCUCUGAUUUGGAGGACGUGGAGGAAACGUUCCCAGAGUGUGACGACUUUGGGGGAGAAGAUAGACCUAAACCUAAAUCCGGAGAUACAGCAGACAGUGGCCAGAAGAAGAAGGAACGUGGGCUGCGGUUUCUUGAUAUUCCACAAAUGCCUGAGCUCUGCCUAGCGAAGUACAACAUAGGAGAGAGAUUGAGAAGGCGGGGCAUGCAUAGAGCCACUUACCAGAGUACUCUUAUGGAAGCCUCGCCACCAGGACAGUCUAUAAAGGGCCACACGUGUUCACUAUCUUGCACUGGAGUAAAUGAGGUAGAAGACAGAGGAAUUACUACUGAUGACGAGGUGUUUGUAGAGUCGACCUUGCAUUACCCAAGAGAUCGCUGGGAUAACAUAAGCGCUGGACGGAGAUCGCUCAGGUUUAGGAGUGCACGGUCUAGAAGUGAGGAAAGAGGACCGUCACUGCAGCGUUCCCACUCUAUGAGGCAGCAAGGCUUCAGGCACAGCGCGGAGGCGAGGGUACCAGCCAGGUUUCAACGCCACGCGGUCGUGAGCGAGGACGAAUCGGGAAUCUGCCACGGCCUCAUCUUUAACGGCGGCACCAGUGUUCGCACCGGCGUCUUCCCGGCCUCCCUGGUGUUCCGCAGCGACCAGAACGGUAAGAUGCAAACUAUGGACGAGUACCAGACUAAGGCGUUACAGGGAGGUGCUUCGUGACGGUAUGUGCCAUGGAUGUGCAGCCAAAUGAAUAUUCGCUGCCACACUGCACACUUCACAAAGACCAUGAGGAGAUGACAGGUUCCUUCUAUUGAUUGGGUUUAUUUGCAGUGUACAAAAACCACAACUUGACAGCUUAAUAACAGUUCUUCCUUCAGUGAUCAGGGUCAGUAAGCAAUACGAGAGAAUGGGGUGAAAUGAUGAUAAUUUGUUGCCCGCUUAAAUGAAAAAUAAAAAAUUAGAUUAGAAAAUAGAUAAAUAUAAUACGGAAAUGAAUAAAAAAAAAGAACAUAGAAGAGGUUCCAAAAAGGUAAUAAGCCAACACACGACAGUCUCUCUUCAAAAAUAGGAGGGAAUAGAGUGAAAUAAUGAAUAUAAAUUGUUACCACUA
Messenger RNA from Portunus trituberculatus (swimming crab), 2439 nucleotides. RefSeq lists its product as uncharacterized. Gene Ontology annotation, molecular function: protein binding. Bases 426 to 2048 code for a protein of 540 amino acids. The transcript has 3 exons. Lineage: Eukaryota; Metazoa; Arthropoda; Malacostraca; Decapoda; Portunidae. The record is from RefSeq and is a predicted model, not a curated record.